Oryctolagus cuniculus (rabbit) is the source of this 1420-nucleotide messenger RNA. RefSeq names its product eukaryotic translation initiation factor 2 subunit beta (gene EIF2S2). Gene Ontology annotation, cellular component: eukaryotic translation initiation factor 2 complex. Gene Ontology annotation, biological process: formation of translation preinitiation complex; translational initiation. NCBI's taxonomy places the organism in Eukaryota, Metazoa, Chordata, Mammalia, Lagomorpha, Leporidae. The record is from RefSeq and is marked provisional. Gene Ontology annotation, molecular function: translation initiation factor binding; mRNA binding; translation initiation factor activity.
CUUCGCUGAUGCAAGAGCCUGGUGCGGUGGAGGGAGAGAUAUCAGCAAGAACCGAGCUGUCGCGGAUUCUUGGGGCUGACCCAUCCGACUUCCCGUCCGAGCCGAACCCACCCGAGCCGCAGCCAUGUCCGGGGACGAGAUGAUCUUUGAUCCUACUAUGAGCAAGAAGAAAAAGAAGAAGAAGAAGCCUUUUAUGCUAGAUGAGGAAGGGGAUGCCCAGACAGAAGAGACCCAGCCCUUAGAAACAAAAGAAGUGGAGCCAGAGCCAACGGAGGACAAAGAUGUGGAAGCUGAUGAAGAGGACAGUAGGAAAAAAGAUGCUUCUGAUGAUCUAGAUGAUUUGAACUUCUUUAACCAAAAGAAAAAGAAGAAAAAAACAAAAAAGAUAUUUGAUAUUGAUGAAGCUGAAGAAGGUGUAAAGGAUCUUAAGAUUGAAAAUGAUGUUCAAGAGCCAGCUGAACCAGAGGAUGACCUUGAUAUCAUGCUUGGCAAUAAAAAAAAGAAAAAGAAGAAUGUCAAGUUCCCAGACGAGGAUGAAAUACUAGAGAAAGAUGAAGCUUUAGAAGACGAAGACAGCAAGAAAGAUGAUGGAAUCUCAUUCAGUAACCAGACAGGCCCUGCUUGGGCAGGCUCAGAAAGAGACUACACGUAUGAGGAGCUACUGAAUCGAGUGUUCAACAUCAUGAGGGAAAAGAAUCCAGAUAUGGUUGCUGGCGAGAAAAGGAAAUUUGUCAUGAAACCUCCACAGGUCGUUCGAGUAGGAACCAAGAAAACUUCUUUUGUCAACUUUACAGAUAUCUGUAAACUAUUACAUCGUCAGCCCAAACACCUCCUUGCAUUUUUACUGGCUGAAUUGGGUACAAGUGGUUCUAUAGAUGGCAAUAACCAACUUGUAAUCAAAGGAAGAUUCCAACAGAAACAAAUAGAAAAUGUCUUGAGAAGAUAUAUCAAGGAGUAUGUCACUUGUCACACGUGCCGAUCACCGGACACAAUCCUGCAGAAGGACACCCGACUCUAUUUCUUACAGUGCGAAACUUGUCAUUCUCGAUGCUCUGUUGCCAGUAUCAAAACUGGCUUCCAGGCUGUCACAGGCAAGCGAGCACAGCUCCGUGCCAAAGCUAACUAAUUUGCUAAUCACCACUGAUUUUGCAAAGUGUGUUGUGGAGAGUUGGCUGGACAGGUUUCCCAUCAGAGUGGAUAUGCCAUUGUAUUAAAAGCAAGACAGAAAAGUCGCCAAGUUCUUUGGUGAGUGGUUGGUGAUCGGAAAUCCUUGCAAGAUGCCGAUGCUCAAGCUGUUGACAUACUCAUUGCCUACUUUAACAACUGUCAGAAAAACAUAAUGGGGUAAGGAGGUGCUUUUUUAAAAUCGUUCAUAGACUUCUGUAAAAUGCAAGAUAAAUUAAAGUUAUUAUAACAGUGA